GACGCCUUGUAUUUAUGCUAAGACACUGUCCUCCACGAAUGCGUGCACGAAAGGAAUAGUUCUCGAGAUGCACUUGGACACCCUCUGUAUCGGGAUCGCGGGGAGUUUUCAAUGUUUGCAGAGCAGUGUCUCUGUCGUCCUUUGGUUCAAAGAUGGUCGAGCGCGGCUGAGGAUUUUGGUGCUGACAGGAAAUAAAUGGAGGAUAAGCAUCUGCGCAAGAGAGGAGAAGGCUUUAUAGGAACGAUAAACCAGGUCUGGUGUGGGACAGCGAGCGAUUCAGUGAUAAAAUCACCGCGGUAGGCGUUACAGUCAGGGCUGGAAUGUGGGUCACCCAGGAAACUUGGAACAAACAAUCCACUUUGUCCAGCGCAGAUAUACCGGAAUAGAAUUGGCUUUAAGAAGAAAACCGCAUACAUAGAAACCGACAGCCCCGGAAACGUCAACGAAGCGUAGUGCACGAGUAGCAUAAUAAAGUAGUACAAGAAUCGUGUCACCGGAGGAGUGAGUCCA
This is a messenger RNA of Guyanagaster necrorhizus, 510 nucleotides long. RefSeq lists its product as uncharacterized. The transcript has 4 exons. Bases 68 to 238 code for a protein of 56 amino acids. The record is from RefSeq and is a predicted model, not a curated record. NCBI's taxonomy places the organism in Eukaryota, Fungi, Basidiomycota, Agaricomycetes, Agaricales, Physalacriaceae.